ACAACAGUGAGGGAGUUCAUUUUUCUUGGAUUUUCUGGCAUUCCCCAACUGCAGCUCAUGUUAUUUGUGAUGUUUCUCAUUGUGUACCUACUCUCCAUCACAGGAAAUGCAUUCAUCAUUUACAUUGUCCUCAUGGAUUCCACACUCCAGACACCUAUGUACAUUUUCUUAGGAAAUCUUUCUUUCUUAGAAAUCUGGAACGCCACAACUACAGUUCCUAAACUGUUGACUGCCUGCAUCUCACAGGUUGUCACCAUCUCUGUUUCAGGUUGUAUAACCCAGUACUACUUCUUUUUCUCCAUGGGGGCUACUGAGUGUAUUCUGCUAGCAGUGAUGGCCUAUGACAGGUACCUGGCUAUAUGUAGCCCUCUACAUUACUCAUUGCUCAUGAGUGCUCAGAUUUGCCUACAGUUAUCAGCUGGAUCUUGGAUUGGAGGUUUCACUGCCCCUGUUCUAUCUACUAUACUUAUCUCUCACCUCAACUUCUGUGGCCCCCAGCAGAUCAAUCAUUUCUUUUGUGACUCAGACCCUAUUUACAAACUCUCCUGCUCAGACACAUUCUUAGUGGAGGCCUUGAGCUACACAUGCAGCUCUGUUGUGAUCCUAAGUUCUUUCCUACUUACUAUGUCCUCCUAUGGCCAAAUUGUGGUUACAAUAGUAAGAAUGUCUUCCCGGGAGGCUUGGAAGAAAACCUUCUCCACCUGUGCCUCCCACCUCACUGUGGUCACCAUCUAUUAUGGUACCAUCAUCUUUGCCUAUGUCCGUCCUCCAGCAAAGUACAAUUUCACCAUCGCAAAAGUGGUGUCAGUGUUUUACUGUGUGAUCACCCCUUUGGUAAACCCUCUCGUCUACACCUUGAGAAACAAAGAUGUGAAGAAAGCUUUCAGAAAAGCACUUGCACAAAAGAGAUUGCUCUUACCUUGA
Choloepus didactylus (southern two-toed sloth) is the source of this 924-nucleotide messenger RNA. RefSeq names its product olfactory receptor 5A2-like. Gene Ontology annotation, molecular function: olfactory receptor activity; G protein-coupled receptor activity. The annotation marks the transcript as partial. Gene Ontology annotation, biological process: G protein-coupled receptor signaling pathway. The record is from RefSeq and is a predicted model, not a curated record. Gene Ontology annotation, cellular component: membrane. The transcript has a single exon. NCBI's taxonomy places the organism in Eukaryota, Metazoa, Chordata, Mammalia, Pilosa, Megalonychidae.